AUGGACAGGAGGAUGAACUUGAACGGCGGCGCAGGGGACAUUUUUCACAAAACUCUGAGCGCCGUGUCCACUAAAAAAAUGGACCCUUUCAGAUCGACGGCCGGUAUUGAGCUACCGGCCAGAGACCGCCAGUCACCGAUUAGCUGCUUUGACCAGACCGAUCCAGACCCGAUUCAGCCGGGAGGACUGGCAGGAGGUAGAGGGGGGCCACUAGGUCUGCCGACCGGAUCUUUGUGCGUCAAGUACGGUGAGAGCGCCAACAGGACCUCGGCGGCGGAGAGCAGCGGCGGAGAGCAGAGCCCCGACGAUGACAGUGACGGCAGGUGUGACAUGGUCCUUCUGUCCGACGGGCGGACGGUGGCCGCGGGGAAAGCAGAAGGAGGUAAGAAAACCAAAGAGCAGAAAUUACUGAGGCUAAACAUCAAUGCCAGGGAAAGACGACGGAUGCACGAUCUGAACGACGCGCUGGAUGAGCUCAGAGCGGUCAUCCCCUACGCGCACAGCCCGUCAGUGCGGAAACUCUCCAAAAUUGCCACUUUGCUGCUCGCCAAAAACUACAUCCUCAUGCAGGCGCAAGCACUGGAGGAGAUGAGAAGGCUAGUGGCGUAUCUCAACCAGGGCCAAGCCAUCUCUGCUGCCUCGAUACCGGCCACCACUGCCCUCGCAGCUCCCGGCUUAGGCGCGUACGAGCAGCCGCCUGGAUAUCCCUUCCCUACCGGAGUGGCUGCGUCCUCCUGCCCUGACAAAUGUGCCCUAUUCAACAACGCCACCUCCAGCCUCUGCAAACAGUGCACUGACAAGCCUUAA
This is a messenger RNA of Toxotes jaculatrix (banded archerfish), 807 nucleotides long. RefSeq names its product basic helix-loop-helix family, member e22 (gene bhlhe22). Lineage: Eukaryota; Metazoa; Chordata; Actinopteri; Toxotidae. The coding region runs from base 1 to 807 and encodes 268 amino acids. The record is from RefSeq and is a predicted model, not a curated record. The transcript has a single exon. Gene Ontology annotation, molecular function: protein dimerization activity.